Molecule: messenger RNA, 1744 nt
Organism: Penaeus chinensis
Lineage: Eukaryota; Metazoa; Arthropoda; Malacostraca; Decapoda; Penaeidae
Product: FMRFamide-activated amiloride-sensitive sodium channel-like
Exons: 12
Coding region: 16-1452 (478 amino acids)
Biological process (GO): sodium ion transmembrane transport
Cellular component (GO): membrane
Molecular function (GO): ligand-gated sodium channel activity
Source: RefSeq, a predicted model, not a curated record
CAAGAGACGUUCCCAAUGCAAGGCACAAUGUGUUCCCUGUGCAGCGGGGCCUCCAAAGUCUGCCAGCCAGUGAGAUGGGUAAACGACUGGCUUUUGGGCCUACUGGACCUGGAGACGCUGAGCAUAAUACUUCGCAAGCAGCGCGGGGAUUUCACCGACAUCGCCGAGCUGUAUGCGCCCUCGCGACAUGACCAGGAGGCCUUCGCCGUGCCCGCCGCCGACUUCGUGUACUCUUGCAGCUUCGAUAACACCCUCUGUGAUUACAGGGACUACUCAACGUGGACCAGCAACAGCUACGGCACAUGCUAUACCUUCAACUCCGGCCUCGAGAGCGCGGACUCUCCAAGCAUCACCCCGAGGAACACUUCCGUUUCCGGUCCCAAGAACGGCCUGCGCGCGGUAUUCAACGUACAGGCCGGUCUCGCCCUACUGUCGCCCGAAGAUGGGCUGCGGGUGAUCGUCCACAGCCCUUACCUCACGCCCGUGCCCGAGGAAGAGGGCUUCAACGUCGGCCCUGGGUCCUCGUCGGUGGCCGUUGGGAAGACUGUGUUCACACGCCUUGGCCCCCCUCACGGCAGAUGUCAGCCUGAUCCUUCCAACACUCUUCAGUACUCCACCAUGAUGUGCAAACAGCUUUGCCUGGAGCGAGAAUACCGGAGGCGAUGCAGGUGCUACGCGCUCUUCGUCCAGGAACACAACAACACGAAAAACGACCUGGAGGAAGUUGACAUCCGCUGCUCCCUCUUCAAUACCACUCAGAAGGUGUGCAUGAAGAAGAUAGCGGCAGACGAUCUCGAUGGCGUCUUGGAGUGUGACUGCCCAUUACCUUGCCGAGAAACACAGUAUAGGUCACAGGUCACCUCAACGCGGGCGAACAUGCUGCACUAUGAACUACUUCACAAGCUCAGGAAAAAUGUUGCUAGCUUUUGCUCCGACAAAAUGGAUACGGUUGUUCUACAUGUAUAUCUUGACUCCAUUUCCUACGAGUUGAUCGACGAGAGUCCGACUUACACUUGGGAUACCUUACUGUGUAAUCUGGGCGGAUCUCUCGGCCUUUUCGUGGGUGUGUCCAUGUUGAGUAUCCUGGAAGUGUUGGAGCUCCUUGUGGAUUUGUGUAUCUUGACCUUUUCAAAAAAGAAGAGAGGACGGGAAGAUACAAGAGAAUGGAACCAAGACGAAGGAGAGUUAGUCAAGGUGCAAACACAAGGGGAGAAGAACGUGAACUUCGCAUGGAUGCUAGAUGGAAAAGUCAGAGAGUGUUCUGUUAAGUGUGCGUCGCAGUCCGAGGUGGAAGAAUUAAGAGAAGAGCUCCAGCACUUGAAGAUGGCCUUUGCAACACACACCGGAGCCAGAGCCAUCUCGGAAGCAAAGGCAGCCCGGCAGCACCAUCCUCAGGAGAACAGGGAUCUACACGAGGCUUUUCACAGUCUGUUCAUGAACAAGGAACAAUAGGGGAUUAAUAAACUCGAGGCGCACCGACCACAAUGGAAGAAUAUAGAGCUUUCUUUUCCUUCAUUUUGAGGUAAAUCACAUUAGCCGAUUUCUUUGAAGGUUAAUGAUGAUGGUACUUGGUUAAUAUUAAUGAAUACGGGGGUGGAGUUGUUAUAUGGUUUAUUGUGACUGAAUAUGACAAGUGCAAUGUGUCUUAAUAUAAUGAAAAUGCAAUACGGUUGCAUGCCGUGAUAUGAGUGAAAUGUGACAUAAGUUUAAUGACAUGCUGAUCCAUCCCUUAAAUAUAUGAUAG